Molecule: messenger RNA, 2311 nt
Organism: Diabrotica virgifera virgifera (western corn rootworm)
Lineage: Eukaryota; Metazoa; Arthropoda; Insecta; Coleoptera; Chrysomelidae
Exons: 11
Coding region: 68-2242 (724 amino acids)
Source: RefSeq, a predicted model, not a curated record
GUAAAUUCUUUGAAUUGAAACGAAGGUAUAAAUAAACCCUAGAAAUGUUUUAUUGCAAAUCGACACUAUGAAACUCUUUAUCGCGACGCUGAUAAUUUGUUUCGGUAUAUCGUUGGUUCUAUCCACUUCCGAGAACCAGAACGACAAACAACAGCAUAUUAAAGAAAAAUCCCACGUACACCAUGAAAAGGGAAAAAAUCACCACCUCCACGAGAAACACCAUCAUCUAAGACAUCAUAACCAUCAUCUACACGAAAAAACUCACCACAAAUCUUUCAACAGUAGAGGCCAUUCUUCAGAACACCAUCAUCAUCAAACUGCUGCCAGAAGUCAUUAUCACCAUGGGCACUCUCUUUCUCAUGCUUAUCGAUCGCAACCGAACAACCAAUGCUCCUGGGUUUGUAAUGGAACACAAAAUCCUACCGACACUGGUCUUGAAGUAACAUUGAAGAGCUCUAAAUCGUUGUUUGCACUGCUUAGCAAGACAACGAAGUAUGCUCUUAUACUGGACUUCAAAGCAUCUACAGCUACUCUGCUCAGUGGCUCCCAAGGAACCUCCUACGUAUCUGAUCUCCAAGCAGGAUCAUUUUACCAAUUGCAACAUUCUGACUUGAACUGGAAUUCAUCAUCAAGCUUCCAGGAUUAUUUGGAAAAGUUUUCCGCUGCAGAUACAUUAAAAGCUGCUACGACCAAUGGCCAAACAUUAGAUAUAAAUAAUUUGUCAGGAGUAGCUAGCACCGAUUUGCAAUCGAUUUUAAAAUCGUUUGGAGUUUCUUCGCCACCUCAACAGUUUUUAAAUGUCCUGUUAACGUUCUCCAAAAAUGUAAGUGGUGUUCUAGCUCCUUUAUUCCGUCAAGAUGUGUCCUUCACACUUCCAAAUAAUUUUGAGUGGUUUUUGACAGUUACUCAAAGCUUGGCCCAUUUCAGAAAUUUUGGUCUUGACAUAACACCUUUAAAUUCAGAUUGUAGAAGUAUCUUCUCGAGGAGUAGCGGAAUAGAAGUCUUGAUUAACUUAUUAUCUAGAUUAGGCAGAAAUAAUGAUCUUGGUGCGUUCAUUAACAAUAUUACUAGUUCUCGAGAAACAGCUCUGGGAGUUUUAAGGAACAUUAGCGCUGGAUCGAAUGAAGGUUUAGAUGGAUUAUUAACUGUCUUAGUUCAUGUAGUAGAACUUAUUCACGGUCAAGGAUCUGUGGAUACUGUUGUUAGUUCUGUGCUUAAGCUUAAUACGACUUCCAUAAAUGAAAUAACGGUGGGAGAAGUUGUUCAUAAAGCUAUAGAAGCAGCUGAAGCCCAGGAACGGAAUUAUCCUCACAAUGAAGGUAUUAAGAGAUUGCUAACAUUCUUACGAGAGCUGGACCAAGGAACUUUAGCCAUAAAAAAUAUACGUAUUCUUGAUUUGAUAAAACUGUUCCUCUCACCUAAUCCUCUCGAUAAAAUUAGGAGCAUUGUUCACAUAUUCUCCAAUUUUUCACCAUCUCAAGGCAUUCCUGCUUUUUUCAAGUUUGUGACAGAAGCUUUAGGUAGCCAAAAUGGUACAUUCCUAUCUCACCUUAUACCUGGGUUUAAUAUAUCUCAAUUUACCAACGGUGCCAAUCUGCAAAAUAUUCUACAAGGGAGAAACUGGACAGAACUAUUCUCUAAUAGUUCUAACUUCCAAUCAGCUCUGUCACAUAUUCCAAUUUUUGGACAAAUAGCGAAGCAAAUUUCUUCAGCAUUCGGAGGCGAUAGUAAUCUUUCCAGAUUUUUCAACGCCAGUAGCUUUCAAAAUAUAUUUUCAAAUGGAUUUGGUGAUGUUAUUAAAAAUUUUGGAAAUCCCCAAGGUGGUGGUAACCCUAUAAGUGGAAUAGUUGAAAAUAUACAGAAGAGCGUUGGGAACAUAAUUCCAGGGAAUUCUCUUAAUCAGUCCACAUCUACUGAAGCUGGAAGUACUACAGAACCAAGUACAACUGAGAAAUCAUCAGCAAAUACAGAAACUACCGAGCAUGAUGGUUCAUCACCAGCAAUAGAAACGACUGAGCAUGAUGGUUCAUCACCAGCAAUAGAAACAACCGAGGCCAGCAAACAAUCACCAAGCACAGAAGCAGCAAAAUCAACCCCUCCACCAAUUUUAGCAGAUCCAUUUGCUGGUGGUGUACCCAAUCUAUUUGGACUCAGAGGAAACCUUGACUUUAACAUUGGCUUGGAUGGCAGAAAUGCUCGUCACCAAAAUCGACUUAAACGCAAUGUCCAAGGAACAGCCUAAUUAAGUCCCCGAUGGAAAUAUGCUGUACUUGAUUAGUUUUAAUUUAUAUUCAUUAAAAAGUAUAUUGUA